Colius striatus (speckled mousebird) is the source of this 1842-nucleotide messenger RNA. It is a transcript of the gene SERBP1, whose product is annotated as SERPINE1 mRNA binding protein 1. The record is from RefSeq and is a predicted model, not a curated record. Lineage: Eukaryota; Metazoa; Chordata; Aves; Coliiformes; Coliidae. Gene Ontology annotation, cellular component: cytoplasm; nucleus. Gene Ontology annotation, molecular function: mRNA 3'-UTR binding. Bases 17 to 1486 code for a protein of 489 amino acids. The transcript is spliced from 10 exons.
GGGGUGAGGUGCCCGGAUGUGCCCGGCGCCGGAAGAGAAGCGGGGUCUCUUCGGCGCCGGCCAUCUUGUGCGGCAGCGAGCAGGGCGCGGGGGGCCCGGCAGCAUCGGAGGAGGAUCCCGCCGACGGGGGCCCAUCAUGCCCGGACACCUGCAGGAGGGCUUCGGCUGCGUCGUCACCAACCGCUUCGACCAGCUCUUUGAUGACGAGUCCGACCCCUUCGAGGUGCUGCGGGCGGCCGAGACCCGGAGGAAAGAGAGCGGCGGCGGCGGCGGGAGCCAGGGGGGCGGCGGGGCCCGCGGCGGCCCGGCGGGCGCCCAGAACAGCUCCUCCGGCGGGGCCGGCGGCGGCGGCCCGGGCCAGGCGGGCGCCGGCGGCGGCGUCGGCAGCGCGGCCAAGCAGCUGCGCAGGGAGUCCCAGAAGGAGCGCAAGAACCCGCUGCCCCCCUUUGCCGCCUCCGCCGGGGCCGACCGCCGGGAGGAGGGCAGCGGGCAGCCCGGCGCGCCGCUGCGCAAGGAGGGGAUAAGGCGCAUUGGCAGGAGGCCUGAUCAGCAGCAGCAGCAGCAGCAGCAGGGUGAAGGCAAGCCCAUCGACAGGAGACCCGAGAGACGACCUCCCCGCGAGCGCCGCUUCGAUAAACCUGCUGAGGAGAAAGGGGAAGGAGGAGAGUUUUCUGUUGAUAAACCCAUUCUUGACCGACCGAUGCGUGGCCGUGGUGGACUUGGAAGAGGCCGUGGCCGUGGCCGUGGCAUGGGCAGAGGAGAUGGGUUUGACUCUCGUGGCAAACGGGAAUUUGACAGACAUAGUGGCAGCGAUAGAUCUUCUGUUUCACAUUCACAUUUCAGUGGCCUAAAGCACGAGGACAAGCGCGGCGGCAGCGGAUCACACAACUGGGGAACCGUCAAAGACGAGCUAACUGAAUUGGAUCAGUCAGCUGUAACUGAGGAAACGCCGGAGGGAGAGGAACAUCCGCCUGCUGAUUCGGAAAACAAAGAGAAUGAGGUUGAAGAAGUUAAGGAAGAAGGCCCUAAGGAAAUGACCCUGGAUGAGUGGAAAGCGAUUCAAAGUAAGGAUCGUGCGAAAGUGGAGUUCAACAUCCGUAAACCAAAUGAGGGUGCUGAUGGGCAAUGGAAAAAAGGAUUUGUUCUUCACAAGUCAAAGAGUGAGGAGACAAAGGCGAUGACAGAAAUGCAGGGGAGUCUGCUGGAGUCAAAUGAGGCUCAUGCUGAGGACUCGGUGAUGGAUCAUCACUUCCGCAAGCCAGCCAACGACAUCACGUCCCAGCUGGAGAUCAACUUUGGAGACCUGGGCCGCCCCGGCCGCGGCGGCAGAGGGGGACGGGGCGGCCGGGGGCGCGGGGGCAGGGCCAGCCGUGGAGGCAGAACCGACAAGUUGGUGAAGGAGUUUGAUGUGAUCCACACACCCAACCAGUCAAGUGCUUCUGCUCCUGAUGUAGAUGACCCAGAGGCUUUCCCAGCUCUGUCCUAAACUGGAUGUCAUAAGCCAACCCUGCCCUCGCCGGGCCUUCCUCUCCGAGGCUUGCAUGCUUAAGGAUCCUAAACAACUAAGAAAUUAAAAACAAACAAAAAAAAAAAGAGACUGUCAUUCAUACCAUUCACACCUAAAGACUGAAUUUUAUCUGUUUUGAAAAUGAACUUCUCUCGCUACACAGAAGCAACAAUAUGGUAGUCAGUUUUGUAUUUAGAAAUGUAAUGGUAGCAGGGAUGUUUUCAUAAUUUUUUCAGAGAUUAUGCAUUCUUCAUGGAUACUUUUUUGUAUUGCUGCUUGAAAAUAUGCGUUUCCAAACUUGAAAUAUAGGUGUGAACAGUGUGUACCAGUUAAAA